Molecule: messenger RNA, 1682 nt
Organism: Alosa alosa (allis shad)
Lineage: Eukaryota; Metazoa; Chordata; Actinopteri; Clupeiformes; Clupeidae
Exons: 4
Coding region: 63-1682 (539 amino acids)
Source: RefSeq, a predicted model, not a curated record
UUCCUAAAUACACAGCACCUCCUCCACCAAUCCAGAUACAGGGAACAAUAGGAGGAGUUUCCAUGGACCAUACCAUUUCUACAAUACCGAUGCCUAAAAGAGCUCUGGUCUUUGGAGUUAAAAAUACAGAGGCUCACAAGCAAUUUCCAGUGACAGAUCAGAGGCAGUCCAGUUUGAGUUCCUUAUCUGGAGCUGUUAUGCCGGGUCUUACUGGUUCUCAAGUGUCCAGUCAUUCUAGACCGAGACUCUCAUCCCAAAGCUCUGUCAGCUCAGAUGAAAAUGAUAACUCUGCCACCAACACUAGCAUUACUGACAAGAACAGCAGCACGUCUAGAGUUCCUAAACACACACCAUCCACUCCACCAAUCCAGAUACAGGGAACAAUAGGAGGUGUUUCCAUGGACCAUACCAUUUCUACAAUACCGCUGCCUAAAAGAGCUCUGGUCUUUGGAGUUAAAAAUACAGAGGCUCACAAGCAAGUUCCAGUGACCGAUCAGAGGCAGUCCAGUUUGAGUUCCUUAUCUGGAGCUGUUGUUUUGCCAGGUCUUACUGGUUCUCAAGUGUCCAGUCAUUCCAGACCGAGACUCUCAUCCCAAAGCUCAGUUAGCUCAGAUGAAAAUGAUAACUCUGCCACCAACACUAGCAUUACUGACAAGAACAGCAGCAUGCCCAGUCCUCCUAAACACGCCGCACCUCCUCCACCAAUCCAGAUACAGGGAACAAUAGGAGGAGUUUCCAUGGACCAUACCAUUUCUACAAUACCGCUACCUAAAAGAGCUCUGGUCUUUGGAGUUAAAAAUACGGAGGCUCACAAGCAAGUUCCAGGUCUUAUUGGUUCUCAAGUGUCCAGUCAUUCCAGACCGAGACUCUCAUCCCAAAGCUCAGUUAGCUCAGAUGAAAAUGAUAACUCUGCCACCAACACUAGCAUUACUGACAAGAACAGCAGCACGUCUAGAGUUCCUAAAUACACAGCACCUCCUCCACCAAUCCAGAUACAGGGAACAAUAGGAGGAGUUUCCAUGGACCAUACCAUUUCUACAAUACCGAUGCCUAAAAGAGCUCUGGUCUUUGGAGUUAAAAAUACAGAGGCUGACAUGCAAUUUCCAGUGACAGAUCAGAGGCAGUCCAAUUACCUGGGCAGAACUGACAUUAAUGACAAAAAGAGUGACCUGUUUGAGCCUCCUGGUCACCCUCCCCCAUCUCCACCAUCUCAGCUAGGGGGAAAGAUGAAAGGAUUCUACUUGGACCAAAUACCGCUGCCUAAAAGAGUUCUUGCCUUUGGGGUGAAGGACAGUGUGGAUCACGUGCAAAGAUACCAGCCAUCUCUGACCAGUCGAAUAGAUUCCCCAGGAGCACUGCAGCGCAUUUCCAGCACAGAUCUUGAUACCAGGCUUAAAGGGACCACAUACCAGGAACAGCAGGCAUAUUUUCCCAGAGGAAGAGCCAUAGAUGGGUUUGGUGUCUCUUCUCAGACAUCUACUACUUCUUCAGGUCGGUCCUCCUUGUCUGGCCUUGGAGGGGCAAUCCCAUACCACUCGGCCCACACCUUCCGCAGUGUGUCCACAGGAAGCACGGCCAUAACAAGAACCACUACCGUGUCCUCAGAUAUCUCUGAUGUACCCAUUAUACAGCCCAGGCGUGCCCUUCGGUUUGGCAUAAAGAAAGACGAAGAUCAAGUGUGA